Messenger RNA from Vicugna pacos (alpaca), 1168 nucleotides. The record is from RefSeq and is a predicted model, not a curated record. Lineage: Eukaryota; Metazoa; Chordata; Mammalia; Artiodactyla; Camelidae.
UUCCUGCACUUUUUGAGUUUUUCUUUCACAAGCUCUACCAGGUUCUCACAGUGAAGAUGGGGUUGGGGGGGUGGGGGUAGAAUCCUCUUAUGCUUUUAGCAGAGGAAGUGGAAUAGUAACCAUUUUGAAGUAUGCUCAUGGCAAUCUGUUCUCCUCCUGCCCAAAGUGGGGAAACUACCAGAGUCUGAACAACCUGGGGGAAGGGAAAUACCCAACUCCAGCCCCCUCUAGCCUUGCUGUCUCAUCUAAGGGGAAAAAGGGGCAAGAGGCACUUGUGAAGACCACAGCCAGGCAUUAAGGUCACUAAAAGACUUGUAUCUAACCAUAAGAUUACAGAACACUUUUCCCUCCACCAGCAUCUUACCACAACAUCAGUGGGUUCCUGUAUAGUAAUAGAGUAUUACAGAUGAAAAAAAUUGCAAGACUUGCAUUCUAUUUAAGGAGAUUCUGGGGAAGCUCAAAAAGACAACAGGAGAGAUAGAAAUAAGGACAUUAGAGGAAAUUUUAACCUCUCAUACCUUUAGCUACUAUGAGUAGAGCAUAACUCCUAGUCAAGCUCUAAUGGGAAGAGUGGAUAACAUGCAAGAACUGAUGGGUGAUGUCAGCAAAGAGUUGGAAGCUCUAAGCAAGAAUCAAAAGGAGAGCUUCUUCCCAGCCAGCCACACAAGAGGGAGGCCACAAUGGCAGAUGAGAUCGCCAAGGCUCAGGCCACUUGGCCUGGUAGCAACACAAUCUUUGGGAAGAUCAUUUGGAAGGAAAUUCCAGCCAAAAUCAUUUUUGAGGAAGACUAGUGUCUUGCUUUCCAUAACAUUUCCCCUCAAGCAUCAACAUGUUUUCUGGUGAUACCCAAGAAACUUAUAUGCCAGAUUUCUGCAGCAGAAGAUGAUGAUGAAGGUCUUCUUGGAAAUUUAAUGGUUGUUGUCAUGAAAUGUGCUGCUGUUUUGGGCCUGAAGAAGGGUUAUCGAAUGGUGGUGAAUGAACACCAUGGGGGUGGACAGUCUUUCUAUUAUGUUCAUCUCCAUGUUCUUGGAGGGCAGAUGAACUGACCUCCUGGUUAAGCAUGCUGUAGGGAUAAUUUUCUCUUCUCUAGACUGUGAUCAGGUUUGCAAGUUCCAGUAUGCUAAACAAUUCACUUAUUUUUGCCUGUGUAUGGAGACAUUGCAGAAAU